Molecule: messenger RNA, 5493 nt
Organism: Pimephales promelas (fathead minnow)
Lineage: Eukaryota; Metazoa; Chordata; Actinopteri; Cypriniformes; Leuciscidae
Source: RefSeq, a predicted model, not a curated record
GGCGAAAUUGAUAUUCGGGAGAUUAAGGAGAUCCGUACGGGGCAGAAGUCCCGGGACUUCGAGCGGUAUGUGGAGGACUCGUCUGCGCGGACCGACCAGGCCCACUGCUUCGUCAUCCUCUACGGGACGGAGUUUCGGCUCAAAGCGCUCAGUCUGGCAGCGACCUCAGACGAGGAGAUGGUCAUGUGGGUGAAGGGUUUGAACUGGCUGGUGUCGGAUACGUUACGCUCCCCCACACCCCUGCAGAUAGAAAGGUGGCUGAGAAAGCAGUUCUACGCAGUGGAUCGCAACAGGGAAGACAGGAUUUCCUGCAAGGAUCUGAAGAGUAUGCUGUGUCAGGUCAACUACAGGGUUCCCAAUAUGAGGUUCUUACGGGAGAAGCUUCCGGACGGAGAGCUGAGGAAUGGAGAUGUGUCGUAUUGUCAUUUCGCCCAGCUGUACCGCAGCCUGAUGUUUGAUGCACAGAAAUCCAUGGAGAUUCCACUGCUACAAAGGUUUAUUGAGAGACCGGAACAGAAGAUCUCACUGGAGGACUUCCAGAACUUCCUAAUUGAACAUCAGAAGGAGCUUUGGGCCACAGACAAUAACAAGGUGCAGGAGUUCAUGUUCCACUACCUGAAGGAUCCUCUGCGGGAGAUCGAGCAACCGUACUUUCAUCAAGACGAGUUCCUCACGUAUCUGUUCUCUAAAGAGAACACUAUCUGGGACUCGCAGCUCGAUCAGGUGCGACCAGAGGACAUGAACAACCCCCUGUCCCACUACUGGAUCUCCUCGUCCCACAACACCUAUCUGACAGGAGACCAGUUUUCCAGCGAGUCGUCUCUGGAGGCGUACGCCCGCUGUCUGCGGAUGGGCUGCAGAUGCAUCGAGUUGGACUGCUGGGACGGUCCUGAUGGGAUGCCUGUCAUCUACCACGGCCACACGCUCACCACCAAGAUCAAGUUCAACGAGGUGCUUCACACCAUCAAAGAGCAUGCCUUCGUCACGUCUGACUAUCCCAUCAUCCUCUCCAUCGAGGACCACUGCAGUAUUGUCCAGCAGAGAAACAUGGCCGCCCACUUCAGGAAAGUGUUUGGAGACAUGCUCCUGAUCAAAGCCGUGGACAUCUCCGCGGACGGCCUGCCCUCGCCCAAUCAGCUCAAGAGGAAGAUCCUCAUCAAGCACAAGAAAUUAGCCGAGGGAAGCGCGUACGAGGAGGUCUCGUCUUCGACGCCGUACUCGGAGAACGACAUCAGCAACUCCAUCAAGAACGGCAUCCUGUACCUGGAGGACCCCAUCAACCACGAGUGGUACCCUCACUUCUUCGUCCUGACCAGCAAUAAGAUCUAUUAUUCUGAGGAGACGUCAAGUAAUCAAGGGAACGAGGACGAGGAGGAGCACAGAGAGGUCAGUAACGGCAUGGACCAGCACGUAACGGAGAAGUGGUUCCACGGUAAGCUGGGAGCGGGACGUGACGGGCGUCAGAUCGCGGAGCGUCUGCUGGCGGAGUAUUGCUUGGAGACCGGCGCGCCCGACGGCUCCUUCCUGGUGCGCGAGAGCGAGACCUUCGUGGGAGACUACACGCUCUCCUUCUGGCGGUCCGGCCGCGUUCAGCACUGCAGGAUUCACUCCCGCCAGGAAGCCGGCAGCCCCAAGUUCUACCUGACGGAUAACCUGGUGUUCGACACGCUGUUUGCGCUCAUCACACAUUACCAGCAGGUUCCUCUGCGCUGCAACGAGUUCGAGAUGAAGCUGACCGAGCCUGUGCCACAAACCAACGCUCACGAGAGCAAAGAGUGGUACCACGCGUGCCUGUCCCGCAGCCAGGCCGAGAACAUGCUGAUGAGAGUCCCGCGUGACGGGGCUUUCCUCGUCAGGAAGAGAACAGAAGUCAACUCUUUCGCCAUUUCCUUCCGGGCGGAGGGCAAGAUAAAGCACUGCCGUGUGCAGCAGGAGGGACAGACGGUGGUCUUGGGCACUUCUGAGUUUGAUAGUCUUGUAGAUUUGAUCAAUUACUAUGAGAAACAUCCACUGUACCGCAAGAUGAAGCUGCGCUACCCCAUCAACGAGGAAACACUGGAGAAGAUCGGCACUGCGGAGCCUGAUUAUGGCUCGCUGUACGAGGGCCGUAACCCUGGAUUCUACGUGGAAGCCAAUCAGAUGCCUACGUUUAAGUGCACAGUACGAGCCAUGUAUGAAUACAAAGCCCAGCGAGAUGAUGAACUUUCCUUUAAUAAGAACGCCAUCAUUCAAAAUGUGGACAAACAGGAAGGAGGCUGGUGGAAGGGAGACUGCGCUGGCAAGAAGCAGCUGUGGUUCCCGGCCAACUACGUGGAGGAGAUCAGCCCGUCGGCCGUGGAGCCCGACCGAUCCGCCACAGAGAACAGUCCUCUGGGUGAUCUCCUGAGAGGAAGUGUGGACGUGUCUUCCUGUCAGAUCGUGGUGAAAACCGAAGGGAAGGGCAGCAGGCAGUUCGUGUUCUCUCUGGUCUCCACGUCUUCGCCCCGCACCAGCCCAGUGCUGGACAUCGCCGCGAGCUCGCAGGAGGAGCUGAAGGACUGGCUGGGGAAGAUCCGCGAGGUCACCGUGACCUCUGAAGCCAAGAUUGAGGAGGGUAAAAUGAUGGAGAGGAGGAAGAAGAUCGCUCUAGAGCUGUCGGACCUGGUCAUCUACUGCCGCCCGGUUCCCUUCGAUGAAGACAAAAUCGGGACGGAGCGGGCCUGCUUCCGGGACAUGUCCUCGUUUCCCGAGACCAAAGCGGAGAAGUACGUGAACCGCGUCAAGGGGAAGAAGUUCCUGCAGUAUAAUCGCCUCCAGCUGUCCCGCAUUUACCCGCGCGGCCAGCGCCUGGACUCCUCCAACUACGACCCGCUGCCCAUGUGGCUGUGCGGCAGUCAGCUGGUGGCCCUCAACUUCCAGACCGCAGAUAAGCCGAUGCAGAUGAACCAGGCUCUCUUCAUGCUGAACGGCAGGAGCGGGUAUGUGCUGCAGCCGCCCAUCAUGAGGGACGACGUCUUUGAUCCCUUUGACCGGCACUCUCUGAGAGCGGUGGAGCCGAUCACGCUGAGCAUCGAGGUGUUGGGAGCACGCCACCUGCCCAAACACGGCCGAGGCAUCGUGUGCCCUCUCAUCGAGAUUGAGGUUUGUGGAGCAGAAUACGACAACGCCAAGCAGAGGACUGACUCUGAAGCGGACAACGGUCUGAACCCCACCUGGCCCAGGAAACCCUUCCGGUUCACCGUCUGCAACCCUUCUUUUGCAUUCCUGCGCUUCGUGGUCUAUGAAAUCGACAUGUUCAAUGACCAGAACUUUCUUGCCCAGGCAACGUUCCCCAUCAACUGCCUCAAAACAGGCUACCGGUCGGUGCCGCUGAAGAACAGCUACAGUGAGGACCUGGAGUUGGCGUCCCUGCUGGUGCACAUGGACGUCGCCAGAGGAAGGGUGGGCUAUGAGAUCAUCCAUGAGAACGGGGAGUUGCUGAGCCCGUUCUCGACCGCGGGGGCGAUCGGCGUGACUCUGCAGGCGGGCCGCGAGCGCACCGGCGACACCAGCUCCGUGUCCUCCACCUCCUCCAUGUCCCCUCUGCCCUCGUCUCCGGGGCAGGCCCUGGGGUAUCGCGCUCGGGAGGGCUCGUUUGAGGCCCGCUACCAGUCCCCUCUGGAUGACUUCAGAGUGUCCCAGGAGGCGCUGUUGGACCAUGACAACAGGAGGCUCCGCAGGGCUCGCGUCAGCGCCGACAACCGCGCGUGAAGGUCCGGCUGAGCGCGCGACGGAUGGACAGCGCAGACGCAAGGCCAGCGACGCGAGCCGAUGAUGUCAAGGACUGCCGUAAAAACCCGUUUCUGUGGAAAUCGUCAUCGCCAGCGUUUUUGGAUGGAUCUCCCUCUCCCGCUCGGGGCCGCGCGAGUGGCGGAGGGGCCUGAACGGACAGAAAUGAACAAAUAUCUGCUUCGCUACGAUCUGAACCUGCGGCGCAGGGGACGGGGUGCUCCGCCUCCGGGACACGUGGCGUUUGGGCCAGGGGUUCAGGACUCAGUGGGGGCUGUAUCAUUCAUCACUUUCAAACCGAUUCCAGGUUAACAUUUAUGGAGUAAUAAUACUUUUGCUUACUCUGUCUCUGGCUUAUAUAUAAAUAUAUAAAUGUGUGUGUGCGCGCCCCAUUUUGCUGUCUGCAGCUGAUCUGCUCUCAAAGAGCUCUCACUCCACAUUUUUUAUUUCAUUUCAGAUCGAUUAUUUGUAUUAUUUAAACGUCUGUUUUAAACAUUCAAGAUUUUCUUUUCUAUACGAGUAUGUUUCUAACAUGAGGGCUUUGCCUUUUUAAUUGCGUUUCUCACGCUUUCUCUUCCCUCUUGAUGGACUGGAGUGUCCCGGGAUGCUCGUGUUCUUGUGUUUUAAGUGGGCAGAAGGCAGAUCUCAUUGAAAGUCGUCGCCAUCUGAGCUUCAGGAAGACGUUCUUAAACAUUUAACUCAAGAACGGCCUUUAUUUUAUUUUGAAAUGGCGUCGUCAAGUGAGCGGAGAGCAAUAUCACUCUCCUUGUUUUACGUAUUUCCAGUCUGAACCUGUCGGACCAUCUCAUUUCAGAACAUUUUAUCCCUCUAGAAUGAUUUCUGUGAUUUAUCAUGUGCUCUCCCUCCACGUUUUACCUAUUGAAAUGUCCUGAAGGCUUUUAUUAUGUGUUUUCUUAUCAGAUCAAAUAGGGAGGAAAUGUUAUGUAUGAUUUAGUACCUUUAGUCAUGGUGCCUGUAUGAAGAAAGCCAAAGCUAGACUGUGCAGGUGGUGUAUACAAGAAAUUGGGACCAAAUACGUUUGUCUCGGCUCACGUGGUUAGUAGAACUCGAUUUUUGGGAUAUAAAUGUUUUUUUUUUUUUUCGUUUUGUUUUUCCUCCCCUACUGUGGAUAAGAGCAAGGGCAUUGUUGACCAUUCCCUCUUCUGAUGUAUACCUUGUGCCAAGCACUCAUUUACUUUUGCAUUAUGCCAUAGUAUUGCCCUAACAUUUAUUAAUAAACAGGCUAAGACUGCUAAACCUCAGUAUUUACAGUUGAUGUACAGUAAAAAGGCCAUAUUUAUUGUUGCUCUGAUAACAGUCUCAUGCAGUUCUCUUGUUUAGCCAGUAGAGGUUGAGAUGUUACUGAUCGGCACACAUACACAUGCCAUGUAGUCCAUUACAGAAGCCUUUGUGAUGCGUGACCUGGCUCUCCAUUUGACCAUGGGAUCCAGGUGUGUUUUUUUUAUGGAGCAAGGCAAACUUGUGCUUUGUUUUAGAAAUUUUUGCCUUGUGGCUGUAAAGUUAUGGCACUUUUGUCACAGUAUUUAUUUGGUUCUGUGCAUCAGAGUCUAAAAGAUGCUCCAGAAGUUUACUCCCAAAGUUGUGUUGUAACAAUAUUGUAUGUUCCCCUGAUUGGGCAUUUGCAGACAUGUUGAUUACGUUGAAGAUUGGAGAAGAGGGGCAUUUUAACUUGAAGGGAUGAGUAACUGGCUAAAUUCCUGUAUCUGUGAUUAGCGUACGGCCAUU